UUGCAUGCACUCGACUCCGAACACAGCCCUCACUGGCACAUAGGCCACAUUUAUACGGACUUUCACUGGUCUCCUUUUCUGUUUGAGUCAGUAUGUUGUUCCUAGAGGGACUUGACACCUGUGGUAUGCGAUUUUGCGCCCAAGAGCACACGCAUGCGUGAUGUAGUCGCUGCAGUAAAACACCGGAGCGUCGCUUUUUUUUUUCUCAACGAGAAAAUCAUUCCUCCUUCUUCCUUAACAGGAACUAUCUUUUCCCGCACGAACUGUAUCCUGACAGUGUUCCCAGCAGUCAUCGAGACUCUUUUGAUCAUUCAGUGAUUUUCCUCUACCUUUAACUUUUUCUUUCUCCUGAAUUAAAAAAAAAGUUUAAUUAUUUUAACUUUUAGUGGUAGUCCGUCCGUUGUGUUAACCCAAGCUAGUGCACCACCCCACUGUCGGACUACUGUCAGCCGGUUCGAAUGGACGCACGUUUAAAAAGGGUCACUAUUAUGGAUAUUUUCGUCGUUUUUUGCCUUGCCAUUCUGACGUUUUCUCAAUGCAAAGCAGAUCAUCGCCUCCCUGCACCAACUGGGCUGAGUCCUUGGUGGAUUGAUGAUUUCAAUCUACAUGUGAAUUGGUCCUGGACUAGGCCUGAUAACCUGCCACACAACUGUACAAUUGAAUAUGCUGUAUACCGGUGGACCAAAACAGAAAAAAUAAAAGAAAUGAUUUCUAAAACAACAGAUUUCGAGGGGCGUUAUCUCACGGAUGAAAUGCUCUCUGGUAAUUUGCACUUUGAAAUUACCGCUUUGGGAUGCAAAGAUUGGAGUAAAAGUGAACCUGCAAAUAUAUCCAUUUCUACGUCACACGUUGAGCUAGUAAAGGACUUCAAAUGCUUUGUGAUGUUGGAUAAAAUUAACUGUUCCUGGUUACCAGUUGAUCCAUCUCAGAAGUUGUCGCUCAUCUAUAGAUACUGUGGAAAAGAUGAAAAAGAAGAAAAGACGUGUCCUCUUGACACCAGGCAAAACUUUUGUGUGUUGGAAAUCAACUGGCACUCUAAAGUCAUCUGUGUGCUUGUGAAGAGUGGAGACAGAGUGCAGACCCUGAAACCUAAGCUUAUGAUCAAAAAGCCUGUGUGGGAAUUCCAAGAGGUCGGAGAUUAUCUCACAUUGCGACCUGUUGCUCGUGAAAUUGGAACAAACUGCACUUUGGAAAUCCAUGUCUCUUACAACAAAUGUGGUGAGAGCAAACAGCAACUCAUUACAUCUGAUACAGUGAAUAUUCCCUAUGAUGAAUGCUGCGAGUAUAAGAUCCAAUACUAUGUCGCAACUAAUCAUUAUUGCCUGCCAAUCACAAGCAAUAACAGUGAUAUUCAAGUUUACGGUACCAAUAGGAGCUGUUUCAAGCCAGUUACUGUGGUUGCCAUUGUCAUUCCCAUAAUUCUGUUUCUCUCUGUCAUGAUGUCGUGCUACUGCUUCAGGAGGUACAGACACAUCUUUUGCCCCGUCAUACCAGACCCAUCAGACUUUUUAAAGGGAAUGAUGAACGGAAACAAGGAAGUUAAGACUGCAACAGUUAAUUUGUACGAGCCAGUGCCAGAGCCCUUGGAAUCUGAGAAAGUAAUUCUUGUCCCUGAAGAGAGGGGGCCACCUAUCUGACAGUCGUGGGGACUUGGAAAAUCAACCAUGUUUUAAAAGUUUAAUAAGAUAAAAAAGAUUAGACAGAUUGAUUUGAUACAUUAUUUCUUUGAAGGUACAAUUUAUAUGUGACAUGGAAUUCACAAGCAAGUCAGGAUUAGUACUUGUUUCCUGUGGUGAAAUAUGGAUCAAGGCAAACCGACUUAUUUUAUGUCCUCUGUUUAGCAGUCAGUAAAGCAUGACUGGGUAUUCUGCUGACUUUCAUUAAGUUUGCUGGCAGACUUCAGUGAAUUCUACACAUCUUGCAUAGUUUGUUCAAGAAACAAGACUUUUUGCAGAACAGUUCAUGUUAAUGAAACACAAGAUGUAUUUUUUACAUGAAUACCCAAUUUUAUUUUUUUACUUUUGGAAGGAGAACAGCAAUUAUUAUUGUGUGAGAAUAUGUCAAUCCUUUGUGGACUGUCUGUUACUUUGACUUUUUGCUAUUUUGUCACUGACUAUAGCUCAUGUAAAAUGCAUUGUCACAUCAGAUACAAGUGUUUCCUUCCUUUUACAAGAUAAGCCUUUCUUCUUCUGCUUUGUGGGAUUUAGUCAUUCUGUUUGUCUGGUGGUGGUUUUCCUAACCUUAAACAGCUUUAACCAUUAUAGGGCUGUAAAUAACACAUUUUUGUGUAGCACCUUGUUUGUUAGUUAACUGUUAUGGGAAAUAAAGUUUGUAUCCCAUCUUUUUUAUGCUAUUUAUAUAAUGCUCCUUGCUUUGAGAACUCACAUUUGUUUUUUCGUUGUUGUUGUGUUAGCACAUAAACAAAUGCGUAAAGAUACCAUAAAACAAUAGCACUGUGGAUUUAUCUGUAUGUCUUAUGCCUUGAAAUAGCAUUAGCCACUUGUGUUUCAACUUUGGACUGCAGUGGGAAACUAGAGGUUGAGGUGUAAGGUGUAUAUGGUGUUUGCGUUUUCUUUGUGUCAUUACAACGUAAAAUGAAAUUAUAAUUGUAAUUGUUUCUAU
Messenger RNA from Menidia menidia (Atlantic silverside), 2622 nucleotides. NCBI's taxonomy places the organism in Eukaryota, Metazoa, Chordata, Actinopteri, Atheriniformes, Atherinopsidae. The record is from the annotation of a GenBank genome assembly.